AUUCUACUUAAAAUUUCUUUAUUAUGGAUGAUUUGAAAGAUCCUAAUUUAAACGCAGAUAUGAAUAAAAAUAUGGCAGCUGCUGACAGACUGUCUAUCUCUGACAAAAAUUUGCAAUUCAUCUUAAUUUAUAAUGACACAAGUGCGAUUCUUGGGGGUACGAAUAUGACAUCUCGCCAUUGGAGCGGCAGUAUCUGGUAUUACAAUCAAAUUUCAGAAUUUGAUAGAGACAAAGCUCUCGUUACCACAAACACCGAAAGCGGUGUUUGCGACGGUGUUUAUUUGGAACAUAAUAAAUUUCUAGUUGCCGACGAUAACGGAUGUUUGCAAGUGUUCAAUUUCGUCGAGGCUGGCGAUAAACAUGUUCCGAUGUUACAAUGUUCAGGAUUCACUUCCUCGCAUAACAGUGCUCUAGUAACUCUGUCUGUAUUCAACGAUAACGAACAUUUAGUUACCGGUGACUCGGAUUAUUGUAUAAAAGUGUGGGACAUAACAGAAUUAAUUACGACGUAUUCGUUUCCGUACGCUCAUGAGAAUGCAGUUACUUGCGUCGACGUACAACCUAGGAGCAACACAACAUUUGUGUCAACGUCAUUAGAUUGCGAGGCAUUAAUGUGGGAUCUAAGACAAUCAAAACCAGCCCAAAGUAUUCUAAAGAAAGAUAUAGGUCUGACAACGGUGAAUUGGAAUUCCGUUUUAGAUCACAUUGUAGCGAUAGGUUCUGAUAACGGAGAUGUUGUAUUAAUGGAUAUUAGAAAACCGGGUGUCUCUGUGUUGGAAGAAACAUGUAUAUUUCCUAGACCAGUACAAAAACUCUUAUUCAAUCCAAAUCCUGAAAGGUCAGAGGAUUUAGCCUGUUGCUGCGACGACAACUUCGUGCACGUACUUGAUGUAAACAACAACUUUUCAUCAUUAUACAAAAAUGAGGAUCACACUGAUUUCGUUCGUGGACUCUCAUGGUACAAGGAUCAGUUAUUUUCUUGUUCCUGGGAUAGUACAGUGCUCAGACACGACGUAUAUUCCCAUCAUAUUAAAUAAUGCUCCGUUUGUAACCGAGAA
This is a messenger RNA of Colletes gigas, 1058 nucleotides long. RefSeq names its product methylosome protein 50-like. The transcript is spliced from 5 exons. Gene Ontology annotation, biological process: oocyte axis specification. Lineage: Eukaryota; Metazoa; Arthropoda; Insecta; Hymenoptera; Colletidae. Gene Ontology annotation, cellular component: methylosome. The record is from RefSeq and is a predicted model, not a curated record. Bases 24 to 1037 code for a protein of 337 amino acids. Gene Ontology annotation, molecular function: protein binding.